Paramecium tetraurelia is the source of this 797-nucleotide messenger RNA. RefSeq lists its product as uncharacterized. The record is from RefSeq and is a predicted model, not a curated record. The transcript has 4 exons. NCBI's taxonomy places the organism in Eukaryota, Ciliophora, Oligohymenophorea, Peniculida, Parameciidae.
AUGAUGAGCUCAGUUAGAUCGAGAGAAAAUAGAAAGCAUUCUCAGGCUAGCAAAUCAUUAAAUUUCAGUCUUCCAAAAAGAGCUUCAUCCUAAAUAAAAAUCCAUCAUUUGCCUAGCAUCUCUAAUAAUUCAACAUGUUGCAGCAAUUCGAAUACCUCAAGUCCUCCAUAGAGUUGUUCGAAGUUAGAGGACGAUUGUGUUGAUAUUUCUCCUGUUUCUAAAAAUACAUCCGAAGAUCCCUUGAAUUACUUUAAUUAUGAGGAUUUCAAUUCGAUUCUUCCCAUCACUAUAAAUGGAGUAAAGAUCUUGAAGGUUGAUUGGAGUUACUUUUCAGCUCCUCCAAAUAAUUUGUCACGUUGGAAAGCACAUUGCUUCUGGACUGUCGGAUACACUUUUGACAUCAACAUGAAGAAAAUGAAGAAAUCUUCAAAUAUCAAAUACCGACUUGUUAUUUAAAGUUGGUGUUGUCUCAACAACAAAUCUUGGGUGAAGAAUAAAUGGGAUCGAUUGCUGGAACAUGAAACUGGACAUUAUUUGAUUGGAUGUCUUUGUGCCUUAGAAUUCAAAUAAAAAGCUGACAAAUUCAAGUACACCAAAAAUUACAGGAUGGAAUGCACUAAAUUGUUUUAAGAUACCUUCCAAUACUACCUCCAAAUGGAAAGGCAAUAUGAUGAAGAAACAAACCAUAGUUAGAAUGUUUCAAAAUAAAAAGAAUGGAACGAAUUCAUCAAGGCAGAGCUUUUAAAAUAUUGAUCAUUUAUUAAUAAUCUAUCUCAUUAAUAUCAAAAAUUUGUUGA